Molecule: messenger RNA, 6336 nt
Organism: Sphaerodactylus townsendi
Lineage: Eukaryota; Metazoa; Chordata; Lepidosauria; Squamata; Sphaerodactylidae
Gene: FSTL4
Product: follistatin like 4
Exons: 16
Coding region: 314-2833 (839 amino acids)
Biological process (GO): cell differentiation; regulation of BMP signaling pathway; multicellular organism development
Molecular function (GO): protein binding; calcium ion binding
Source: RefSeq, a predicted model, not a curated record
CAAAGCAGCAGUUGCACCUCUUCGCUCCUGGAUUGCGACUGCGGCUCCUUCCCCACAGAUUCAUCGGGCGGCUGCUUUCCCUGCCUCCCCCCACUCCGCUCCGCCCCAUUCGUGCCCUCUUGAUUUCCCUUCUCUUCCAUGCUCCCUCCCCGCCUUCUUUUCAAACGCUCUUUCAGGCUCCAUUCAUUCCCCUCCUCUUGAAGGAGAUCGGUGUUUCUCUAGAAAACACCCAAACUCUGAUCUUUUCUCUGGCAGUCGCGACGUGCUUGGCCCUGGGCUGGAUCCGCCCUUGGGAUACGACAGGUUUUAAACAAUGAAAUCAAGAAACAUCUGGUCCUUUCUUAUCAUAUUUGAGAUUUUACUGUCAGCUGCUUGGGGAUGGAUGGCUUCGAACAGAAGCAGGCGAUUUUAUUCAGAUGCUGGGAAGCUAACAGAAGAGGGAUCCAGAAGCUUUGAUGUCACAAGAAGAAAAGUGCACUAUGGGGAAGAUGGACUCCAUGCAUCAUGUGAGAAGCAGUAUUGUGUUCGGGGAAGUAAGUGUGUUGUGAACAAAGAGACUGAUAAGCCUGAAUGCCGAUGCAUAGAUAAUUGCAAGUCCAGUUACAUGCCAGUGUGUGGCUCGGAUGGCAAAUUCUAUGAAAAUCACUGUGAACUCCAUCGAGCUUCAUGCCUCCAAAGGAAAAAAAUCUACAUUAUUCACAGUAAAGACUGUUUCUUCAAAGGUGACACAUGCACAAUGGCAGAAUACAGCCAGCUAAAAGGCAUACUUUUGGAUCUUCAGUCUCAUCAUCAGAGGAAGGAGACUCAGCCAACCGAAGAAAGAACUCGGAAGCGUUUUUUGGUUGAAGAUAUGUUUAACCACUUGGAUAUAAAUGGUGAUGGACAUCUCAGCAGCUCUGAAUUGGUUCAGCUGAUGAGAAGGGAAGAUCUGGGAGAUGAUUUGUUGGAUUGUACACCAGAGCAGCUUCUCCAAUUUGAUGAUUAUAACAAUGAUGGUUACCUAACUCUGCAAGAACUGUACACUGCAUUCCAGGUGGUCCAACUCACACUUCCUGAAGAUCAAAUGGUUAGCAUGACCACAGUAACCGUAGGGCUGAGCACUGUAUUGACCUGUGCUAUCCGUGGACCUCUGAGGCCGCCGAUCAUCUGGAAACGCAACGGAGUCAUGUUGAAUUUUUUAGAUUUGGAAGAUAUCAAUGAUUUUGGAGAAGAUGAUUCUCUCUACAUCACCAAGGUAACAACUAUUCACAUGGGCAAUUACACGUGUCAUGCCUAUGGCUAUGAAGAACUGUAUCAGACCCACAUUCUUCAGGUGAAUGUGCCACCAGUGAUCCGAGUCUAUCCAGAAACCCAGGCACAAGAACCUGGUAUAUCUGCAAGUCUCAAAUGUCAUGCUGAGGGAAUUCCAAAUCCUAAAAUUUCCUGGCUAAAGAAUGGCAUUGGUAUCACACCUAAGUUGUCCAAGCAACUGAUGUUCUUAGCAAAUGGAAGUGAACUUCACAUCAGUAGUGUUCGCUAUGAAGACACAGGUGCCUACACCUGCAUUGCUAAAAAUGAUGUAGGAGUAGAUGAGGAUAUUUCUUCUCUCUUCAUUGAAGACUCAGCUAGAAAGACCCUUGCAAACAUACUGUGGCGAGAGGAAGGCCUCAGUGUGGGAAACAUGUUCUAUGUCUUUGCUGAUGAUGGUAUCACAAUAAUUCAGCCAAAUGACUGUGAGAUCCAGAGACACAUCAGACCAAAUGAAUGGGUUUUUACCAGUUAUGCAGAAAUCUGUCCUAGAAUUGAAGGUGAAACUAUUCAAUCCUGCCUCUGGGCUUCUGCUGUCAAUGUCAGAGAUAAAUAUAUUUAUGUUACACAACCUAAGUGGAAUAGAAUAAUGAUCCUUGAUAUCCCAACUCAGAAAGUCAUUCAGGCCUUGGAUGUUGAUCCUCUACCAGUAAAAUUACACUAUGAUAAGUCACAUGACCAAAUCUGGGUACUUAGCUGGGUGGAUAUGGAAAAAUCCAACCCAAUACUGCAGGUAAUACCAGAGGCAAGUACAGGAGAGAAUCUGCAUAUAAUUCGUACUCAUUUGGAUGGAAUGGAUGAUUACUUUAUUCCAACUACAAAUCUCAUCAUCAAUCAUAUCAGGUUUGGUUUCAUCUUUAACAAGUCAAAACCUGAAGUUCACAAAAUAGAUCUGGAAACUGUGGCUUGCAUCAAGACUAUCAGCUUCAAAAACUACAGUUGCUUUCCUCAAGCCAUGGCCUAUACCCACUUGGGUGGCUACUUCUUCGUCCAAUGUAAAAUGAAUACAUCAACACCAGCAACUCCACAACUUAUAAUUGACAGUGUUACAGAUUCCGUUAUUGGUCUCAACAGUGACGUAUCAGGUACUCCCUAUAUCUCUCCUGAUGGACGCUAUUUGGUCAGCACUGAUGAACACAGUGGGCGGAUCAGAGUCCAGGCAAUAACAGUCCAAGGAGAAAUCAGGCUGAUUUAUGACUUUCAAACCACCAUACACAUAUCUGAUCUGACAUUUCAGUCCUCUUUUACAGAAGGCAAUCAGUAUUAUAUAUAUGCUACUUCACAUUUGCAAACAGAUGUACUUUUUGUAGAGUUGUCAACAGGAAAAAUGGACAUUUUGAAAAAUUUAAAAAACCCUAUCAAAUCCAAAGACUGGCCCUGGAGCAGCUACAACAGAAUUAUACAAGACAGUGGAUUAUUUGGGCAAUACCUUAUUACACCAGCCAAGGAUUCACUAUUUAUUAUUAAUGGGAGACAAAACACAUUACGGUGUGAGGUUUCAGGUAUCAAGAGGGGUAAUACAGUGGUUUGGGUUGGAGAUGUAUGAAAAGGCCAGAAAACAGAACUUUCAGGGAAAAAGUACUAACUGGACCUUUACACUGCACAAAAAAAUAUAUGCAGUAGCAUUGUAUAUUUUUACACCAAGGGAAAAUCUAUAAGCUUCAUGGUGCAACAUUGGCCUACUUGCAAGAUUCAUAAUAUAAGGUAUGUUCUGCUACUAGGAGUUGGUUAUGCUGCGAAUGUGUGUGAAAGUUAUAGACUUUACAGCUUGAGUUUUGGAAGGUGUACUGGGGAAGGGAAUAAUUUCCCCAGAUAAGAUUACAUACAGCUCAUUCCUUGGUGAUUCUGUAGAACAAAACCACUUUUGAGUUGGAACGCUGAUGAAUCUUUGAAGUCUAUCUUGCUUACCAGUAUUCAUUCUGUUGGCCCACUGAACCAUUUUCUAAAGUUUGUGACACAAGGCACAAAAUGAGGUCAGAAGCGUAGACUAUUGACAUAAGCAAACAAACUGGAGGAUUUUGCUAUUCAUACACUUUGCAAAAAAUGCAAUAUCAAAAGUCCUUCACAGUUUUUUUUAAAAAAAUAUUAAUGGCAUUGUUAUUUUAUCUAGUUAGAAGAUUUAAAGAUUCAAACUGAUAAAAUUUCCAUUCACCUAAGAAUGAAUAAUAAUAUAUAAUUUUUACAUACAUUAUUUUAAAAUGUACAGGGGAACCAAUUCUCCUCUCAUAGACCUUCCUUAGCUAAUGGCCUCUAAUGAGGGCAUAAACUUUAACAUCAAAGGAGGUGAAACUGAUAUAAGUGAGGAUGGGAAAUCAACCUGAGAGAGAAGAGUGUUUCACGAAACGGUCUUUAGAAUACAAAGUUCCACAAACAAACAAAAAUCUGAGGGAAACAAAUAUUGUUUGUUUUGUAAGAAAGCUUAAUAGCUCAAAAAGAAAAAAAGUUGAGAUGCCUUUCUGAAACCAAACUUGACAGAAUUCUAGACUGUCAGCUCCUUCUCCCGUCCCACGCCUACUUUCACAUUAAAAUGGAUGUGAUUGCAACGCACCCCACCCCUUCAGUUCUAGUGAGAACAUUUUGUAUGAGCUAUGUCUGAAAAUAAAAGAGGUGGACUAGACUUGAAAGCUAGAAAACGUGUGGGAAAAUAUGCAAAAAUCUUAUCUGUAAUCAGGAAAUAAAGCUUUUUCAUUUAUUUUUUAAGCUGCAGAAGCCAUGCAAAAUGUGUAAAAUGAGCUGCUGUUUUAGCUAGCAGACAGGAAAAUAAGCAGUGGUUGUCCCCAUUGUAGAAAGAAAUAUUUCCAGAAAUCAUUUAUUCUCCUUCAUUAAAAAUUUACUGUUACUAAAAUUAAUUGGGUUCUUCAUAAAAACAAUGGCUAUGGCUUGAAAUGCACCCUUUUCUGUAGCACAUUUCUGUGCAGAAAACUUUUAGCCUUUGUAUAAAUCAGGUCCUUAAUUUACAUCUGUCACCCAAGAGCCUGGAAAAGGAGGCUGCUGCUGUUCAUACUUGCCUCAUUCAUAUUGUUCUCAUUUAUAGUCAAUUAUCAUUCAGUUAUGAAAAAAAUAGAGUAAUCUAAAACCAAUUAAAAUAUAGCCAAGAAUGCAGCAGCAGACACUGAGAACUGUAAGCUGAUUUACCAUAAAACAUUACAUCUGUUCACAUAGUUAGAGAGAUGUAAAAUAUAUGUACCUUGUUAAGGUUGCAAGCAGCCACUAAUAACAGUUUGGGGACUGAUGGAAUAAUGAACACAUAUAUCAGCAACAGCCUCAAGCUCUGUGUAGCCUAAGCCAUCAGAGAUCACAUGAAGUAUACCGAGAAAGCCUAACAAGGCCAUUAUUAUCUGCUUUGAUUGGCAGCCUGCUACCUGACCCCACCCCCUUUCCCUCACUGGAGAUGCCCGGGAAUCAAACCAGGAACUUAAUGAAUUCAAAGGAGAUGCCCUGCCACUGAGUCACAGUGAAGUUGGUUCAAACUUAGGCUCCUUCCACACAUGCAGAAUAAUGCACUUUCAAACUGCUUUCAGUGCUCUUUGAAGCUGUGUGGAAUAGCAAAAUCCACUUGCAAACAGUUGUGAAAGUGGUUUGAAAACACAUUAUUCUGCAUGUGCAGAAGGGGCCUUAGUUUUUCAUGUUCAAUAUUGGUUGCAUCAUUGUAAUGGAUUUACCAAAAAAUAUGAAAGCUGACGUUCUUUUGGUGUGAGCUUGUCACCCUGCAUUAAUCCAAAGCCAUUUGCUGAAUACUUGUGGUGAUGUUAAUGAUUUAACAGAAAUGCUUGAAAUUAAUCCCACAAUUCAACUUGCAGUGCUGAAACAAUGAACAGAAACAUUUCCUAUUGGUUUUCUCCUAAAUGACAUCAUUUUACAAUACCUGCUGUAUAAUUCAAGGCUGCAUUUCCACUGUUAAGGUAAACUGUUGAACAGACAUUUCAACACUCAUCCACCCAUCCCAAGGCACUAUGGGAACCAUUAGUGUACAAUAUUUGUGACAAUAGUUAGAAUUGCUAAGUAUUCUCAGUGUCUUCACAAACCUACAUCUUCCAUUUUUUCCAGGAAAGCUAUUGCAGUUGUACAACAGGUAAAGCCCAUAGAAUAGAUAUAGUCACCUAAUUCUGGAUGCUGUAAAGUUAUUGACCUGAAAAUGUAGAUGAUCAGAAUCUUGUGAAUUAAUGAAGCACAAAAUGCUUACAAUUAUCUUAAACUCCCUGCUUAAACUUUACAAAAGAGAUAGCAGAGUGUUCUAGCACCUUUACGUAAAAGAAAGGUGAGCGAAUUCUUAACAGAUGAGGCUGUCUGUUCCCCAUUCCAGUGUUAUCACUGCUCAACUACACAUAAUUUUUCUAAAGCCUACAGAACUUUUCCUAUGAGCCAUAGAAGGUUAGAACCUUGAUAAUUAUUAAUGGAUGUAGCCUCCUUUUAUUAAAAUUUGUUGGGGAGUAAUAGUAAAGCAAACUGUAACCAUACAUUGCACUUAUUUCAGAGGUGUUUUAUAGGAUCUAGCCACUUCUCUGAUAUUUAUGAUUUCUUGAAUAUUUCAUUCUGAAUAUGGUACAUUUUCAAUAAAUUAAGAAUUAUUUAUGUCACACAUAGCAGAACAUUAAUUUUAUACAUUUUAUUUAAAACUAAUCCUUGUAAAUAUCUGUUCAGGUAAAUAUUCUUGAAAUUGGGAUAUGAAGGAUGUAUAAUAGACUUCACUUCUUUCUGUUUAUCUUAACACAGUGGACUAGGGUUAACACCAAACCUUAACCUUCUAAAAAUGCUCUUAUGCUUCUCCUUUCUCCUCUACCCCCAAAAUCCAUGGUUGUGUUUUCUAAAUAUCCGAAUGGCUUGGCCCUACUUAGAAAAUGAUGUUUAAAUUAGAUAUUUCACAUCUCUUGUGAACAGUUUCAAUGAUGUUUGAUCUAAUAUAAGAAGUGCUGCACAUUUGAUACUAUUUUCCCCCUUAUAUACACCAAUCACAAUUUCUCUGUACCACAAAAAGUGUAAAUCAUGUUUGUCUUCUUUCAACUUUUGAUUCUCAAGCAUAUUAAAUUUUGCUGGUUGCGUUUUCUGAUU